Messenger RNA from Lottia gigantea (owl limpet), 3402 nucleotides. RefSeq lists its product as hypothetical. Gene Ontology annotation, molecular function: nucleic acid binding; phosphatidylinositol-4,5-bisphosphate 5-phosphatase activity. NCBI's taxonomy places the organism in Eukaryota, Metazoa, Mollusca, Gastropoda, Lottiidae. Gene Ontology annotation, biological process: phosphatidylinositol dephosphorylation; synaptic vesicle endocytosis. Bases 1 to 3402 code for a protein of 1133 amino acids. The record is from RefSeq and is a predicted model, not a curated record. The transcript is spliced from 23 exons.
AUGGCAAUGGGGAAGAUUUUUCGAGUUUUUCAUAAAUUACCUCCAGAUCCCGACACGCCAUACAGUGUAAUUUUAGAGAGCAAGAACAGAGAGGAAACUGUGAUGUUUGAAUCGAACGCAGUAGUCAUUUUGUCGUCAGCAGAAGCAGACACAGUAAAGAAGUUUUAUAGUAAAAUUUUAGAUGCUUAUGCUUGUCUGGGUGUGCUAAAUCUUAAUGCUGGCAAUCAGAAGAUAUUGUAUUUAGUUCUGGUGACGACUUGUCUUUCUGUGGGUAAAAUUGGUGAUACAGAAGUUUUUAAAAUUACUGCUGUACAACUUGUACCUCUACGAAACGAGCCCAGUGAUGAAGAAAGGGUUGUUGAAGUCAGGAAACUUCUCAGCUCUGGCACGUUUUAUUUCUCUUGGUGUCAAUCUGGUAUUCCCUGGGAUCUCAGUCUCUGUGCUCAACGAAAACAUCAAGAUCAUGAAACAGAUAACAGAUUCUUCUGGAAUCGAUUACUACAUGUCCAUUUAAAACGAUAUGGUAUAGAUUGUGACCAAUGGCUGAUCAAGAUUAUGUGUGGAGCUGUAGAAAUAAGAACUAUAUAUGCAGCUCAUCGUCAAGCUAAAGCCUGUCUGAUAUCUAGAUUAAGUUGUGAACGAGCCGGGACCAGGUUUAACGUACGAGGAACCAAUGAUGACGGCCAUGUGGCUAAUUUUGUUGAAACUGAGCAGGUGAUAUUUCUGGAUGAGCAAGUAUCAUCAUUUGUAGAAACUCGAGGUUCGGUGCCAUUAUUCUGGGAACAACCAGGCAUUAAUGUUGGUGCACAUAAAGUUCACAUGUCACGAGGAUAUGAGACGUCAGCUCCAGCCUAUGAUCGCCAUCUACAAAUGAUACGUAAACAUUACGGGGAACAAGUUAUAGUUAAUUUAUUGGGUAGUAAGGAAGGAGAGAGAUUGCUUAGUCAGGCAUUUCAGAAUCAUCAUAAAGCUUCCUCACAUCAUGAUAUAGUUCCAUUCAUACAUUUUGAUUAUCAUGCAGAAAUCAAGGGCAGUAAUUUAAAAAAUCUGGAUAAAUUAAAAACUAAACUUCUUAAAAAACUUCAGGAGUUCGAUUUUUUUGCCAGUGAUGGAACAAAUAUUUUAAGACAACAGACUGGUACAAUCAGGUCUAACUGUCUUGAUUGUCUAGACAGAACUAAUGCUGUACAGACCAUGCUAGCUAUGGAGAUUUUGCCUGCUCAAGUAGAGAGUUUAGGAUUAUCAAACAAACCUCAGAUGUUAUCAAGAUUCCAGGAGGUUUAUAAACAGAUCUGGGCCUUAAACGGUGACCAUGUUAGUCGUAUCUACGCUGGUACUGGGGCGCUAGGUGGUGGUAGGUCAAAGAUCUCUGAUGCGUCAAGAUCGGCAUCUCGAGCUAUUCAGAAUAAUUUUCUAGAUAAUAGUAAACAAGAGUCAAUAGAUAUAUUGUUAGUUGGUAAUACAUUGAUGGGGGAACUAGCUGAUAAGGCAAGAUCCUUACUAACAACUCGCAGUCUACAUGCUACCCCUGGUAUAAUUCAUGGUAUGAUCAACAGAUAUAAAGAAUAUACCGAACCUAAAUCAUUACGUAUUGGUGUCUGUACUUGGAAUGUCAAUGGAGGGAAACAUUUUCGAAGUAUCGCGUAUAAACAUCAAUCGUUAACAGAUUGGUUAUUAGACGCUCAUAAAACGGUUUCCAUGGCUAGACCAGAUACAGAUUAUAACACCCCAGUUGAUAUCUUCGCUAUUGGAUUUGAAGAAAUCGUCGAUCUCAAUGCUAGCAAUAUUAUGAAGGCUAGUACAACUAAUGCUCAAGAAUGGCAGAAAGAAUUAAUAAAAACUAUAUCACGUGAUCAUAAAUACGUAGUUUUAAACAGUAUUCAGCUAGUGGGCGUUGUUUUAUAUGUUUUUGUUCGACCUCAACUAGCUCCCUUUAUUAGAGAUGUAGCUGUAGAAAAGGUGAAAACAGGCCUAGGGGGAGCCACUGGUAAUAAAGGUGGCGUAGCAAUAAGAUUUUUAAUACAUAGUACGUCUGUAUGCUUUGUUUGUGCUCAUUUGGCUGCGGGACAGUCACAAGUCAGUGACAGGAACGCAGAUUACGCUGAAAUUAUGAGAAGGAUGGCUUUUCCUAUGGGACGUACCAUCCAAUCCCAUGAUUAUGUAUUUUGGUGUGGUGAUUUUAACUAUAGAAUUGAUCUACCCGGUGAUGAAGUAAAGGAAUUGGUCAAAAAUGAGAAUUUUGGAGCUCUACAGGCUUGUGAUCAGUUGAAUAAAGAACGAGCUGAAGGAAAGACAUUUCAAGGCUUCAAUGAAGGAGUAACCAACUUUCCUCCUACGUAUAAAUAUGAUUUAUUUAGUGAUGAUUUUGAUACCAGUGAGAAAUGUCGAGCUCCAGCCUGGACUGACAGAGUUUUAUGGAGAAGACGACAUAUUUUACCACAGGAAGCUGAAGAGGAAGAUCCAGACUGGAAUCCUGGGAAAUUAAUUUUAUACACGAGAGCUGAACUUCGUACUUCAGAUCAUAGACCUGUGAUUGGACUGUUCGAUAUUGAAGUAUUGAGUGUAGAUGAAUCAGCGAAAGAGAGGGUCUUCCAGGAAGUGAUUGGUGAACAGGGACCACCAGAUGGCACUGUUAUCAUUUCCAUGGAAACAGAAAUGUCAGACGACACUGUCAAUGAGAUCGUGGAGUUGUUUAAUGAAGUGGGAGAAAUUAUUGUUGUCAGAUUUGUGGGAGAUGAUAUGUGGGUGAUAUAUAGAAAUGGUCAACAUGCAAUAGAGGCUUUAAAAUACCAUCAACAUCAGUUAUCAAGUGGUACUAUCAGUGUCAGGUUAAAAACUGAAGAAUGGAAACAAGUAAUUGAAGAUGAGAUGAAAUUGUGUGCGUUGAAUACAGAGGCCAUGUUUAAUGUUUUUACCAAUAGUUUAUUAGGAGAUGAUUUUAGUGUACCACUAUUUAUUUCGUAUGGCCAUACUAUUGAUCAUUUGUAUGGACCCUCAGUCAAUAACCUUGUAAUGGUAAAUUUGAGGCCCAUAGACGCUAGUAUUGAAGGAAGCAGCCCUGCCGUGUCUGAUGAUGGUGUUUUAGAUAUACCAGGAGGUCCACCCUGUCGACCCCAACCUCCAUCCCGACCCCCAGCAGCGCCUAGUUCUAGACCCACAGCACCAACUGACGGACCACAAUUAAUUGUUCCAGAGAAAACUAACAGAGUUUCUUCCGUUUCCCCAGAGGUAGGAAAGAAACCACCUGAGAGACCUUCAGCUCCUCCUGCUAGACCCCCACCCCCUCAACGUCCCCCUGGAGGUCCGCUCCGCCCAGCCCCUGGGUCCAAACCAGCUCCAGGUAAUAUUUAUUAUCAUAAUUUCAGACAGAAGGGGGUUGAUUUGGGUCUUGAAUCUAUGUAA